Molecule: messenger RNA, 6831 nt
Organism: Oreochromis niloticus (Nile tilapia)
Lineage: Eukaryota; Metazoa; Chordata; Actinopteri; Cichliformes; Cichlidae
Gene: rps6ka3b
Product: ribosomal protein S6 kinase, polypeptide 3b
Exons: 22
Coding region: 382-2586 (734 amino acids)
Biological process (GO): intracellular signal transduction; protein phosphorylation
Molecular function (GO): magnesium ion binding; protein serine/threonine kinase activity; ATP binding
Source: RefSeq, a predicted model, not a curated record
GCCGCCAUAUUGGGAAAGAACGGAAGUGAGAGAGGGAGAGGUGGAGGUAGAGAGAGAGAGAGAGAGAGACGGAGAUAAGUCAAUCAGUUUCCGAAAAAGGGCGUCCUCCUCCUCCUCUUCGUGUCUCCGGAGGAAGGGGCGGUCUCAGCGCCGCGGCAGAUCCGGAAUUAGCCCUUGUUCGCUCGGCUCCGUUCGGUCGGUUGGUCGGUCGGUCGGUUCGGUUCCUGCCGACGCUGAAAGUGGACUACUACCUUCAAACAUUUUUUUUUAAGAAUAAGAGCGAGGAGAGAAAGCGUCCGGAGCGAGGGAGGUACGAGCAGCAGAAAAGCGGAAUAACAGAAGAAGAAGAAUAAAGAAAAGUAGGGGCAGAAGAAGAAGAAGAUGCCUCUGGCUCAGCUGGCGGAUCCCUGGCAGAAGAUGCCGCUGGGGAGGACGGCUGGAGAGGAUGCACAUCAUGAUCCCGAGGACUCGGUGGGCGAGGACGAUUCGAUGUCUGUCUGCACGGAUGACGUCCCGAUUAAGGAGAUCAGCAUCACUCACCACGUGAAGGAAGGGUCGGAAAAGGCCGACCCUCGGCAGUUCGAGCUGCGCAAAGUCCUGGGACAGGGCUCGUUUGGAAAGGUGUUUCUGGUGAGGAAGAUCACAGGACCGGACGCUGGUCAGCUGUACGCCAUGAAGGUGUUGAAGAAAGCCACACUGAAAGUGCGUGACCGGGUCAGGACAAAGAUGGAGAGAGACAUCCUGGUGGAGGUCAACCAUCCCUUCAUCGUCAAACUGCACUACGCAUUUCAGACGGAGGGGAAGCUCUACCUGAUCCUGGAUUUUCUCCGAGGAGGCGACCUCUUCACUCGUCUCUCUAAGGAGGUAAUGUUCACAGAGGAAGACGUGAAGUUCUACCUGGCAGAGCUCGCUCUGGCCCUCGAUCACCUCCACGGGCUCGGCAUCAUUUACAGAGACCUCAAACCUGAGAACAUCCUGCUCGAUGAGGAGGGACACAUCAAGCUGACCGACUUCGGCCUCAGCAAGGAGUCGAUAGACCACGAGAACAAGGCCUACUCUUUCUGCGGCACGGUGGAGUACAUGGCUCCAGAGGUGGUGAACAGGCGGGGACACACGCACAGCGCCGACUGGUGGUCAUACGGCGUUCUCAUGUUUGAGAUGCUGACGGGAACGCUGCCGUUUCAAGGAAAAGACCGGAAAGAGACGAUGACCAUGAUCCUCAAGGCCAAGCUGGGAAUGCCGCAGUUUCUCAGCUCCGAAGCUCAGAGUCUCCUCAGGAACCUUUUCAAGCGAAACCCCGGCAACAGAUUAGGAGCUGGGCCGGAUGGAGUGGAGGAGAUCAAGAGGCAUCAUUUCUUCAGCACCAUCGACUGGAAUAAGCUGUACCGCAGAGAAAUCCACCCUCCUUUCAAGCCAGCAGCGGGGCGACCUGACGACACUUUCUAUUUUGAUCCAGAGUUCACAGCUAAAACACCCAGAGACUCGCCGGGGGUCCCGCCGAGCGCCAACGCCCAUCAGCUGUUCAGAGGGUUCAGCUUUGUGGCCAUAACGGAGGAGGAGACGCAACCACUACCCAACGCUAUUGUACAGCAACUUCACAGAAGCACGUCCCAGUUCGCAGACGCCUACGAGAUCAAAGAGGACAUCGGAGUCGGCUCCUACUCCAUCUGCAAGCGCUGCAUACACAAAGGAACCGGCAUGGAGUACGCAGUCAAGAUUAUCAACAAGUCCAAGAGAGACCCGACGGAGGAGGUGGAGAUCCUGCUGAGAUACGGGCAGCACCCCAACAUCAUCACCCUCAAAGACGUGUAUGACGACGGCCGGUCGGUGUUCCUGGUGACGGAGCUGAUGAAGGGAGGCGAGCUGCUGGACAAAAUCCUCCGUCAGAAGUUUUUCUCCGAGCGGGAAGCCAGCGCUGUUCUCUACACCAUCACCAAGACGGUGGAGUACCUGCACGUGCAAGGGGUGGUGCACAGAGACCUGAAGCCCAGUAACAUCCUGUACGUGGACGAGAGCGGGAACGCCGAGUCCAUCAGGAUCUGCGACUUUGGCUUCGCCAAGCAGCUGAGAGCGGAGAACGGCCUGCUCAUGACGCCGUGUUACACCGCCAACUUCGUCGCCCCUGAGGUGUUGAAGAAGCAGGGUUAUGACGCAGCCUGCGACAUCUGGAGUCUCGGAGUCCUGCUCUACACGAUGCUAACAGGUUUCACUCCAUUUGCUAACGGUCCAGAGGACACCCCGGAGGAGAUUUUGGCUCGGAUCGGCAGCGGGAAGUUCUCGCUCAGCGGAGGAUACUGGAACUCUGUCUCAACUGAAGCUAAGGACCUGGUGUCUAAGAUGCUGCACGUCGACCCCCACCAGCGGCUGACAGCAGGGCAGGUCCUCAGACACCCGUGGGUGACGCACAGAGACCAGCUACCCAAAUACACCCUCAACAGACAGGACGCACCACACCUCGUCAAGGGUGCGAUGGCGGCCACCUACUCUGCCCUUAACAGGAAUGUCCCCCCGGUCCUAGAGCCGGUGGGCUGCUCCACUCUGGCCCAGCGGCGGGGGUUGAAGAAGAUCACUUCCACCGCUCUGUGACCUCCUCUUUCUCCUUCACCCCCAUCUUUUCUUCCUCCUCCCGUCAACUCUGACCUCGAUCUGACCUCCGCCGGACCUUCCCUCUCCCUCACUUCGGUCCGGCGGGACAGACUACUGAUGGACCUGGGAACCGCUAACGCCAAAUAGGAGCACAGAGGCCGCCCCCCUCCCUCCUCGAUCUCUCCUUCACCUUUGCGGGCUCUUCUGACUGGAUCUCUUCUGCUGUCUUACCGUAGAGUCUCAGCUUUAGCAUCACUGUUCAGCAGCCGGACUCAGCUGUAAAGAAAACCUUAAAGGGCGAGCCCUACGUUUCUUUUCUCUUUUUGCUUUGGACAAUCAGCGCUAGCUCGCAGACCCAGAGGGCGAGUGCGUGUCAGGAAGAUAAAAGUACUGUAUUUAUUUACUCCAGACGGGGGAAAUCAUAGGAACAAAGUAAUGUAAGGUAUGCAUUUAAAGAGCUAGAGUCUUUGUUAUCAUACUGUGGUCAUGGUUCUGCGUAGCUGUAGAUCCUGCAUUUAAACCUCAAGUAGCCUGAGAGAUGACGGCGUCUGCAGAAAAGGACAGAUGGUGGGAAUCACCGAUUAACAUUCAGCCCGACGAGCAGAGCAGCCUCAGCCUCAAAAUGAUUUUAAAAUCCAAAAAGCUAAAGCAGCGUGUUGGGGUCACUGAAGGUCAAAAAUUUAAUAAAAUCGAACGGGAGGAAAAGUCUUUUUAGCUUAAAGUCCUAAAUUUAUGAAUAGAAAAUGACAAAAUUAAGAGAAAUGAAACAGCAAAUGUUGAUGGGAAAAAUUCCAAUUUUACCUGAAAAAGAAUUUUGCAAAUUGAUUAGAAAAAUAAAUAAAUAAUUAUAUGAGGAAAAAAUGUGAAAAUUAGUAAGAAAAAAAUGGCAAAUUUACCAGAAAAAAAGAAAACACCUCGCCAAUUAAUCCGAAAAAAAUCCACAUUUUGAAAAACAAAAGUGGAACAUUUCAUUAAAUGUUCCACUUUUGUUGGCUCCGUGUGGCGCCGCACACAAACAUAAUGCAUAUCCACCCUCUGUAAUCACGUCACACACAGUGGCACAAAUGUUUUUCUCAUAAAUCUGCCAUUUCUUUAAGAAAAGUAAAUGAAAUAGAUUUUAUUUAACCUUCAGUAACACGCUGCAACAGUCUGCAGCCCCGUGUUGUUUUGAGGAUCACUUUUGUCGGACAAAGAGAGACCCGCUAUCCAGUAUUUUAUCUUUAAUGUGCAAAAACAAAGCAAAGAACAAACAUCUGAGCCGUGUUCUAGUCCAGAGUGUUUGACGGUGGGCUCUUUCAAUCAUCCAGCAAACUUAACGACACCUCCACAUAUUUUUUCUUACUGCCAGUAAAUCCCACGAUAAGAUGCUAGAAUCACUCGCUGUUUGUUGGGAUUUGUUGACAGCAAGAAAAACGUGAUCGGAUUUAUUCUUUGAACAAACAAACAGAGAUCCAGGAAAUCACGGAGGAGUGAUACAAGUGUGGAAACAACACUUGGAGCAGAAAAGAGCCCACUCUGUCUUUUUAACAGUAUUUUUUUUGUCCAGCAUCAAUUUUAAGCUGCACAUGUUGAGCUUUUGCUGCCCCCUGGUGGCCACAGGAAGGGUGUCCUUCUGAAACACUCCUCCCAGAGUAGUUUUUACCAUCAGUAUAACUUCUUCUGGACACUCUGGUCUUAUAUUUAACACUAUUGUCCUGUUAUGUUACUCUUCAAUCUGGUUUUUAAAGAUCAUAAUGUGAUGAAGGGCAUGAGAAUCGAAGACAGAGGUGCUCACUCCUCUUCCUCAGGAGACUGGAGGCAAAGCUUGAGCCUAUCAGCAGCUGGUAUUUCAAAUUUUAGCACUAAAGCUUAAAUAAUAAUGUAAAAUAUCCAAAUAAUUAACUUUAUCUGAACUUCUGAGCGUGAUCAGACUGCUUACUAACAAAUGAGCUGCUGAUAAAACCCUGAAACAUCAGUAAAAUCAGGUGUUUGUGGAGCAGGGCCGAGCACCUCUGAUUUAAAGCUCCGCUCUGGCUUCUCUUGUGCACCUUUAGGAUGUGCCAGUAAAUUUAAAGCAGAAGAAGAGGCCACAGAAGCAGCUUUAACUCUGAGUUUUCUCCUUCUUCCUUCACAAACACAAACUAAAAGGAUGUGUUGCCUGCCUGUAAAUGAGGCUGACAGGUGAAAAAGGCGUUCCUCGCCGACGGUCACGCGGCGUCUGUAUGAGCCGGCUGAUCUCCUCCGUACGUGCAGCAGAACUGUAAAUACAGAACAUGUCGAGCAACUCAGGUUUCUAUGAAUCAAGACAAUGCAUUUUUAUACGUCCACGAGGAGGGGGUGUACAUACAAAUAUUAAAAACAAAGCACACAAGUGUGAGUGGAAGAAGGCGAGCGGGGCACGGGGAGGUGUUUAUCAGACCUGAUAUGGAAAAGAGUUCAGCUCCAAAACCUGAAUCCUUGUUUUUGUCUUUGCUGAUGUCUUACAUUUACUUUUCAACGUGUUCUUUGGAGUCAAACUCUUCUGUCUCGACUGCUGUGGCGCUGUUUCUGCCAGGUGAGCUGGCGUGUGGUGCGUUUCCUGUGUUUGUGUCAGCAAACCCUUUAAAAAUCUGAGAAAAAAAAACACUUUUCAAAACAUUCCAGCAGGAGUCGAAACUACCCGCAAACCACGUUGGGCGUGCAGUCGGAGGUCCAGUGGUGGAGAAAUCAGUGAAAGCAUUAGUUCACCGAAAAUUGUGGACGAUCUUUGUGAAAAGAAUCAGUUCUAGCCACUAAAAUACAAACGUGUCCGUCUUUUCUCCAUUUAAUAUCUCAUUAAACUGAAGGUGUUUGGGGUUAGGCCCGAAUGAAACACUUUCAAGAACAAAUAUCUGAUUAAUUGUGUCAAUAUUGGACUUCAAAUCCUUCAUUCAUCGUCACAGCUCACUGAUUUUACAUCCUGGAUUGAUACGAGCGCCGACGUCGCUGCCAGACGUUGUUACGGCCUGUUAAAUUCCUCCAAAGCUUCCUCGUGUCCACAGUGUUCGUCAUUCAGGGCCAUCAUGUUCCGUCCUCUCUGUGUGUGCCUCUGCUGCAAACAAGUGAUCGUCACAUAAAGCAACAAGUGCGGGACUCAGACUGUGCCAGCUCGUUUUCCACCAGCAGAAGAAAAACAAAAAGACACAUGAAAAAAUUCAUGUUCAAGUCUCUUAAUGGUGUAAAUCAUUUAUGUUCAGAUUGAGGUUCCAAUUAAAAAAUUCUAAAUUAAGAGAAAAAGUUUUAAAACAGAAACUGUAAAUUUAGAAAUAAAUUGUCCCUAAUUAAGUCAGACUUUUAGAUCAAAAUGCUGGAAUGCGACAUUAAACAGCUUUUUAAACUGCAGAGUCACAUGUUAAAGAUGAAAUUAUGAUAUAAGGAGUCCAAAUUUUAUAAAAAAUAAUAGUGAGACAAAGUUUCAACACACCAUUUUAGGCUUUAGAGAUUAAAUAUGAGAUUAAAAUGUGAAAUAUUAAAAGGUAAAGUCAGAUUUUGAAAAACAAAAGUGGAAAAUGUGAAUAAAAAGUUCAAUUUAAAGCCAAAUUCCAUUUUUCAAAACAUAAAAUACUAGUUGAGAUUAAAACAAGUACGAGAUGAGAGAUAAGUACGACACAUUCUCAAAUAACAAAUCAAAUUAUAAGAUAAGUUGUUUUUAAAAUACACAUUUGGAUUCAUCUUAGAUUAAAAAGUCAUUUUUUAUUAAAUGGCUUAUUUUGAACUCAAACACAAAUCUUUGAAAUGAACUUUGACUCUCAGUUAUGACAUCUGAUAUUUUUAACUCAGCGAGACAUUUUUUACUCUGUGGUGUUUGUCCGUGUUCAUCUUUUCCUGGUGGAGAUGAUCUUCCACAGUCACUGAGCUUCUUGCUUCUGCGGGUUAAUGAUUAGAAACUGCUUCCUCUCUGUGGUCGUCUGAGUGUCUGUGAGAAUAAAGGGAUGAAAUGCAGAUUUUCUUUAUGUUUUAUAUAUAAUUAUUGAAUAUAUAUAUAUGUAAGUGUUGAUCUCUUCCUCGUCUAUCCAUGUACAGCUCUGGGAUGAUGAAACAUGAAACGCUGAUUUUGUUUCCCCUCUUUAUGACCAGAGGUAUAGCUUUCUUUCUUCUCUCUUCAUCCUCACUCCUCUUCCUCUCCUUCUCUGAUUUGAUCCUGUCGGAGACGCAGUCAGCCCUGCUGCUACGCCAGCUCUCAGUUUUUGUACCUGCGGCGAGAGCUGGACUUUCUAUUAAAAACAAUAAAAACAAUAAUCAGUCAAA